AUGUCGAACUCGACGAAUCUCUCGCCGGCUUACUUGGCGGAGGAUAAGUCUUCUCAGCUUGUUGUUACGAAUAGUAUCGUUUUCGGACUUGCGGCCAUCACUGUGCUUCUGAGAUUCGUUGCCAGGAAGUUGAAGAGCACUUCGUGGGGAGUAGACGACUAUUUGAUUGCGCUGGCUCUUAUCUGGGUAGCCGGGAUAUACGCCACCAGCAUACUUUCUGUCAAAGAUGGUAUAGGCCAUCAUAUUGAAGUGGUGGCGGAGCACAAAAUAGAAGAGAUAUUCAAAUUAAUCUACAUCAUGCAACUCUUUUAUAUUCUCUCGCCCGCCACUAUAAAACUGUCCGUUCUCUUCCUCUACAAGCGCAUUUAUGUUGGCGAGCGAUUUAUUCGCAUUGUGUACGCUCAUAUAAUCUUGAUAUCACUUUGGGUCACUAUAAUGUUCUUCAUGGCUAUAUUCAAUUGUACGCCGAUCAGUGCAUUCUGGACGAAUGAGGGGAAAUGCUUCAACUUUAAGGGUUUUGCAGUCGGGUAUGCAAUUGUGAACAUCCUGACAGAUGUAUCGAUUUGGAUAUUGCCUCUACCAAAAAUCUGGGAGCUGCAUUUACCUAUUGGCCAAAAAAUGGCACUCAUGUUGAUAUUCACACUGGGACUUUUUGAGAUAGCAUCUGCCUUGACGCGUCUCGUGUCUGCGAUGCUUCUUAUUGGCUCUCCAGACCCAACUUGGGAUUAUAUGACGGGAAAUAUUUGGUCCGUCAUUGAGCCCGCGGUUGGGAUCAUGUGCGCCUGCCUUCCUACCACUCGUGUUGUUUUACUUGCUGUCAUUCCCAAAUCCUGGCAUUCAGUAUUUUCUCUACAUUCAAGUCCAUCUAAAAAUGCUACGAGCGGCCGUGGAACGGGAGACUGGCCACGCACAGCAACAUACAACGAAAUUCAAAUCAAGAGUCAAACAGGAAUAUCGAAGAAGGAUCAUAGUGACGCAGGAAGUGAAGAUGCUCUAGAGUUGAGAGAUGUAAAAGAAUUCGGACAACAGGAAUUUGGAGAUAGAAUUAUGGUGAAGCAAGAAUAUGUGGUCAAGGAAGAGAGCGUGAGAGCAACUGAGAGCGUAUAG
This is a messenger RNA of Botrytis byssoidea, 1107 nucleotides long. RefSeq lists its product as uncharacterized. NCBI's taxonomy places the organism in Eukaryota, Fungi, Ascomycota, Leotiomycetes, Helotiales, Sclerotiniaceae. The coding region runs from base 1 to 1107 and encodes 368 amino acids. The record is from RefSeq and is a predicted model, not a curated record. The transcript is spliced from 4 exons.